Molecule: messenger RNA, 2321 nt
Organism: Spirometra erinaceieuropaei
Lineage: Eukaryota; Metazoa; Platyhelminthes; Cestoda; Diphyllobothriidea; Diphyllobothriidae
Source: the annotation of a GenBank genome assembly
ACUACUACUACUACUACUACUACUACUACUACUACUACUACUACUACUACUACUACUACUACUACUACUACUACCAAUACUGAAUGAGAUCUUAGCUAUUGCCGUGCGUGAGUUUGGCAGUCGUUGGACGGAGAGCCUCAUCGCCACAUCGGUCCCUCUGUCCAUCCUCAUCAUCAGACAGUCGAAAGGCUGGAACAGACCACUGCUGCGUGGGUGUCGAAGUGCGAUAUGUGGACAGCUCAAAUUGGAAGACGGGGAAGGCAGUUGUGUUCACCCGGCUCGACAAGCAGAUGCUGCAAGCGCUCUCACCAAGGGGAUGGCCGUAGAGAAAUGUGUGCUUUUCUGUACGCGGAAACUACAUGACUUGUAGUUUGGAAACCCUGAAUGCGAGUGUGACGGCAGAGCGGGUUUAGAAUUAUUUGGAAAUUGGAAAAGUUUUUAAAAACGGAAUAAUACCCUUCCCUAGAGUAUAAACUUGGAAGAAGACGUAAUUGUCUACCGAAUGAAAAGAAGAAUGAAAAUUUUUAUGCAUGUUUUCAAUGGAAUAUAACAGGACUUUUAAGGGCAUCUAAAACCAAUGAGAAAAAGGCAUGCUACUUGAGUAGUCAUUUUUACAAAGCAUAAUUUUUGUAUGCAGCCCGAAGGAAGUUCGUUCGAAAGCCGGCAUCCUAAUGUAAGUGAUUUAUUAUAGAAUUAUGCUGCAGGUUGAUUACUUUGACAACCCUACUUAAUUAAUCUUUUCGAAACGAAAACGCAUUUCGGAGUUUCAGUUGACAUUUCAUGAGUUGAGAAAGAGAGAGAGAGGAAUGCGCUUUAUUUUGAAAUCGUAAGUUCAAAAUUUUCAGCAAAAAAUUGGCUCCAUUCACUGUGGGUAGUAAAUAAGUUAAGAGAUUAUUCAACAGUCAAAGAAACGAUUAUUAUGGGGAUAGUUCAAGUCUGAGCUUCUGUAUUUCUGUCUCUUCGCACGUAAGAUAGCGCGCUAGGAAUGGCAAUACAGAGGCUCGAUAAGCCGAUGUGCGACAGGGUAUAAGACGGAAGUUGCGGCGCAUCGGGCGGGAAGACUUGGCAGACACCAGAUCGGAAUGUAGGGGAUGGGCAACGCCAUCUAGAAUUCGACCAGCAAAUUGCUUGACCGCAUUGAAGUUGGCCCACCUACUGUAGGGUUCGGCGCGUGUAUGGCACGCGAAGACGGGGUGUGCUUUGCCUGCCUUUGUGAACACACCCUUUUAAUAUAUGCUAGCGAACUUUGGGUUUAUUAGUUUCUCGUGGACUUUUGCCAAAAUUUACAAACGGGCAGUUUAGUCUUUGUAAGCGGAAAAGAAGGGUGAUCGGGCAUCGGAACAUUCUGUUUAUUUUUCUGAGCAUUCGAACUCGUGCAGGAACCCAGCUUCAGAGAUAGUGGUGGCGACAGAACAAGCGACAGUUAAAGGGCGUGUUAGCCAAUCAUCGACCGAUGGAGAUGACUGCGCAGGGCUCUGUACGCCGGCGCCAGAUCAAUAAAUCGAUUAAUUGAGUCCCCAUCCGAGACCGGGGCUUCGAUCAAUUCCCAGCCUUCGUUCGUGGGGUUAGAAUGGGGGAGCACAGAAGUGGUUACGGGAUGGAAAGCGCUGCAGAGUGCGCUGACACAAUCCGCCGCAUCUUAACAUCUGGACGGUCGGGUGCUUGACCCUCCUCCCGAAAAACCUCUGUCCGUUCUCUGUGGGCGUUCGAAGUUGACUGAACUUUGGGCUUUCAUUUGUACAGGACAAGAAGUGGUGGAAACGCAAUGCCGACAAGGACGAAUCAGCCAUUCCCCCCGUACACUUCGAUUUCUCCGACAUCAAGCACACCACUCUGUCAGAGCGCGGCGCCCUGCGUGAAGCCGCCCGCUGUCUACGCUGUGCCGAUGCUCCCUGUCAACACAGCUGUCCCACCCAACUCGACGUGAAAGCCUUCAUCCACAACAUUAGCAAGCGCAAUUACUACGGUGCGGCGAGUGUUAUCCUAUCGGACAACCCGGUGGGUCUGACUUGUGGCAUGGUCUGUCCAACCAGUGACCUCUGUGCCGGUGGGUGCAAUUUGGCCGCCACGGAGGAGGGCGCCAUCAACAUUGGCGGCUUGCAGCAGUUUGCGGUUGAGGCCUUUGCCCGAAUGAGCAUUCCUCAGGUGAGUGCCUGCUUUGGUGUAUUCGUCGGUUAUGAUUCUUGCCAGAUAUGGCGUCGGGUAUCCAUCUGGUGGAACAAACGUACUUGCUCCUUUUCCCAUCCGACUACUUCUCCCGCUCCUCCUCUUCUUCUUCUUCCUCCUCCUCCUCCUCCUCACCACCACCACCACCACCACCA